GACGGCUGAGCGACUACCUGUUUGGUGAUCGCUAUACAAGGUUCUUCGACUCGAAUGGCCCGUCGAUGAUUGACACUGGGCAUCAGAAUGAUUGGGCAGACAUCGAACUGCCUGACGGCACUGUCAAGAGGUGCGAUGAACCUCGUGCAUCUACUGGUCAUAAGUGGAUUGGAUACACACUGUUCGUUCCUCUUGAUCGACCGAAAGCAGGUGAGAAUGAGCAGGAGACUGAAGACAAGAAUGCGGUGAAGCCAAAAGGAGUGAAGAUUCCGAAUGAGCCCUCGGAGAAUGAACGAAGAUUGCAUGAAUUGACGCAUCUUCCCUAUCGCGACUGGUGCGAACACUGUGUGCGAUCGAAAGGGAGACAGAAUCAUGCAGUGAUGAAGAAUGACAGACAACCUGUUACUCAGAUUGAUUUCUCAUUUUUGUCGACGGAGAAUGAUCUUCCGAAGCGGAUGAUCUUGAGUGCAACCGACGCACAGACUCGCUAUUCAAUGGCUGUCGUGUUGCCUGCGAAGGGCAGCAUUGAAAAAUAUGCUGUUGGUGAACUGCCUCGAUUUGUGUUUGAGAUUGGACGCACCUUCGGGAUUGUCCAAUAUGAUAAGGAGAAUGCACUGAAGGUGAUCGCCAAGGACCUUUGCAAGACGAUUGGUGGACUGUCGACGCGAGCAGCACCGACUGGACACUCCCAGAGUCGAGGAAGUGUCGGGAAUGCGCAAAGGACCUUGUGUGGUCAACUGCGGACACUGAUGUCGCAAGUUCAAGAGUCGACUGGCUUGAAGUUGACAUCAGAGUCUCCAAUGUUCACUUGGUGCGGCUCAUCAAUCGAGGAUCUCAAUGGUUCUCUGGAGUGUACCUUGGCAAGGACACUGACGGACACUGAGGCAGAUGAAGUCAUCCUUGCAAAUGCGAAUGGAGUCUUCAAGGAAGAAGAGAAUGAGGAGAAUGAACAGCUCGAGGAUACGGUGCCUGACAUGCAAAGCAGCAGUCUCAUUGUCACCAGUGGAGGUGUCGAGGUCAAUCUCAUUCUUCCAAACUUUGACCCAUCUGCAGUCGAGAGCCUCAUUGACCUGAGGGAACUCACUCUUUUAGAGCAGUGGCUCUGCGAGUCUCAUUUCCUGCUCAAGCUCUCCUUCCUCAGUAUUCACCUCGACAUCAAUCUUGGUUCCGUCUUUGCCAACAACCUCAUCAACUCCAACAAUCGAAGCAGAGAUCCUCAUUCGCUUGCUCGCAGGUUCAGUUGCUAG
This is a messenger RNA of Symbiodinium sp. CCMP2456, 1247 nucleotides long. NCBI's taxonomy places the organism in Eukaryota, Dinophyceae, Suessiales, Symbiodiniaceae. The record is from the annotation of a GenBank genome assembly.